GUUGAUAUUUGACAUACUCUUCCUUAACUAAUUAUAAUAUUUGCAACAGGUCGUCAAGGUGGUCUCAAAUGGAAAGGUGGUGGCAAAGGGAAAGGUAUAAAUAUUUAAAUGUUUUAAAUGUAUUAAUUAAGAAGCUAGUAUGCAUCCAUUGUUAUAGUACAUAAUUAAUUUGUAAGACGGACAAGGCGGUGGCAAAGGGGAAGGUAUAAAUAUUUAGAUUUUUAUUAAAUUUACUAAUUAGAAAGCUACUAUGCAUCCAUUGUUAUAGUACAGGAGUCGUGAGUAAAAUCAUUUCAACGCACACAGUCAUCCUUUGAACGAUGUUAUUUAAUGUCAUGAUAUAGACAUAUAGACCCAUUGCACUGACGUCACAAAUCCUUAGAGUGUCGUGAGAUGCUCCCUAACAAUACCUGUUCGGGUACAAUCACAGGCGGCCCAAUCUCGCAAGGGUCAGUAUAGACUUAUAGUAUAAAUGUAUAUUAUAUUAAUGUAUAUUAUAGUAAAAAUAUGUCGUAAAAUAUAAAUUUUAAAAUGAAAUUGACUUGCCUAUUUGAUAGUGUGUGUUCUCCUUUUAUUCCUCCUUUGUUAGACUAAUAUUUUCCGAGACUUUGUACUCGAUGUUACUAGUAUACAUGAAACAUGAUAAAGGCUAACGAUUCCCGAUCGUCGAUACGACGGCACGACACUUCGAAUCGAAAAUUUUCACACUCAAAUCGCUUUAUUCUCCAAACAAAUUCGCCAGCAUGUACAACAAAUGCCGUUCUUCGAAAAUACAGAGGUACUUCGGCGAGAUGUACAAGUUUUGGACCAUAUUUUAACAAUGGAAAUCAAAACCCAUUUUAUAUUGAACUUACCCGGACCGAAAAUUACUACGGCGAACGCCUGCGCAACCAGGCCUCCUUUACCGUUGGAUUUACAGGGGGGAAGCAGAUAUUUCCGGUAACAGCCAGCCAAUCGCGGCCGCGAUAGCGACUGUUUACAUUAUUUGAAAUUUGAUAUUCAAAAUAAAAACUCCUUCGAUCGGAUACUGUAUAAAACUCGAAAUGUUGUCGAAGAAAAGAAAACUAAACGACGGAGAUUGAAGAAAUUUAAGGAAGAAGUAAUAUACAGCGGCUCUUUGUUGGAAAGCAUGGUAGAAUAUGAUACUUUAAUUCGAAAUAUUAUCGUGAAUAUAUUAGUGGCAUCCUCCCCCCCCCCUGUAAAUCCAACGGUAAAGGAGGCCUGGUUGCGCAGGCUUUCGCCGUAGUAAUUUUCGGUCCGGGUAAGUUCAAUAUAAAAUGGGUUUUGAUUUCCAUUGUUAAAAUAUGGUCCAAAACUUGUACAUCUCGCCGAAAUACCUCUGUAUUUUUGAAGAACGGCAUUUGUUGUACAUGCUGGCGAUUUUUUUUUGAGAAUAAAGCGAUUUGAGUGUGAGAAUUUUCGAUUCGAAGUGCCGUGCCGUCGUAUCGACGAUCGGGAAUCGUUAGCCUUUAUCAUGUUUCAUGUAUACUAGUAACAUCGAGUACAAAGUCUCGGAAAAUAUUAGUCCAACAAAGGAGGAAUAAAAGGAGAACACACACUAGCAAAUAGGCAAGUCAAUUUCAUUUUAAAAUUUAUAUUUUACGACAUAUUUUUACUAUAAUAUACAUUAAUAUAAUAUACAUUUAUACUAUAACUGUAUAAGUCUAUACUGACCCUUGCGAGAUUGGGCCACCUGUGGUACAAUAACCACAUACAGCGCAACAAUUAACAUUUUUAAUACAAAAUUAUUAUAAAGUUUUACAAAAUUUGCUUUGUUUACAGAAGUUAUAUUAUGCAUAGAUUGCUAAUUUGUCCUCCAGAUGCAUCGUCACCGGCGCUGUGACGUUAUGUGCAAUGGGUCUAUAGCACAUAUGAGAAACAUAUAAAAAGGCUUUAAGGGCACAGUUCAGCCUUUUGAAUGAUGGUUUUAAGGCGCAUUUCAGCCCUUCUAAUUGAAAAAACUAACUAGAAAAAUCAAUUAAACAUAAUUCAAGAUCGGUAAACUCAAUGCUUUUAACCGAACAAAAAUGUUUUAAAAUGUUAAACACAUUAAGUUUACUACUCUUGAAUUAUGCUUAAUUGAUUUUCCUUGUUAGUUUUUUCAAUUUAGAAGAGCUAAAAUGCGCCUUAAAAACCAUCACUCAAAAGGCUGAACUGUGCCUUAGGUGACUCAAUACAGUUUUUAAAAUAUGGAAAAUUUACUAUUAAAAUCCGUAUUUUAAUUUGGGCAAUUGAAAAGCGAAAAGUAUCAAAGGAGCGUGUGAAUUGAACUAGUUGCAUAUUGUUAGCACUGAUGAAGAUCCGGGCUUACGGAUCGAAAGCUUUGCAGAAAUAAAUUUACAUGGUGUUUCCACAACAAAAAGUAUUGUAAAAAGUAUCUUACUGUUAUAAAAGAAAUUUUCCACAAAAGUUACACAACUGCCGUUGCUAUGGCAACAAUAACGUUUCAAUGUGGCUGAUAUUUUGUCGUUCACGAGCCACAGUGAAAAGACAACAAUGACCUUCAAUAUAAGGGUCAAAUAGAUUAAAAAAGACGUCAAAUUUGUAAUGUUUAAAGCCAUCAGUGGUUUAAGCUAAUGUUAAUAUAAUCUAUUUGCAUGCAUUACAUAAUUAAUUUGUAAGACGUGCUGUCGACAUCUUUUUUGACCACAGAAACGUAUAUUUCACCAACCUUGUACCCAAGCGCAGAAGCCCUGGGUACGAGGUUGAUAUUUGACAUACUCUUCCUUAACUAAUAUUCUAAUAUUUACAACAGGUGGUUAUGAUCAUCAUCAUGAUUGUCAUGAUCAUCAUCAUCAUGAUCGUUAUUAUGAUUGUCAUCAUGAUCAUCAUGAUCAUCAUCAUGGUCAUCAUCAUGGUCAUCAUCAUCAUCAUCAUCAUCAUCAUCAUCAUCAUCAUCAUCAUCAUGAUCGUCAUCAACGUCAUGCGUCAUGUUCUGACACUGUACAGUACGUCAAAUGUUGUCCUGAAACGGAUUACCAUCCUUCUGUGUGUGACUGUGAAGACAGGGAUGUAUGUUAUAUACAGAUGACAAUCACCAGAAAUGCUGACGUCGAAAAGAGAGGGGAUGAGGGCAGUAAGUACAGCGUCAAUGACGGAAGAAUUGGCCCUACUAUUAUCAUAAACCAUGACCAAAUAUUAGUAGUUGAUGUUAUCAAUAAUCUGCCCAACGACAAUACUUCAAUACAUUGGCAUGGCAUGCACCAGAACAAUGUGGGGUGGAUAGAUGGUGUUGGAAUGAUCACACAGUGGCCUAUACCUCCUAAUGGCGGAAAAUUCAGGUAUGCUUCAUUUAUAUUAUUGGUAUUUUAUGCUUUGAUAUUGUACAUAUACCGGGUGUCCCCCAAAAAACUUGCGUUGUUUGAUUUAAUGUAACGUAAAAACUAUAAAAGCUAUUGCACUCAAAUAUGUUUUAUUGUAUUCAGAAAGGGCUAACUUAGAUUUUGAUAUAUAACAUUUGAAUAUCCGUGCCAUAGUUACUGAGCUAUCGAUGUUUUAAAUUGAAAAACAUAUCUGACAAUUUUAAUAUUUGUUUAACCUUGAUAUGUAGUUUUAUUGUGGCCAAAAGAACGAAUGAAAAACAUAUAAUUGUUGGAAAACCAAUUUAUUCAUUCGUUUUAGAAAGUACGUCUAUACAAUGUCUUGCACGGGAAAUCAUAAAACCCAAACUUUUUGAUGUUUUGAGGCAUAUUCGAAAAGCGAACCAAGACCAACUUUAUAAUACGAACUCCCAUUAAAGGGCGUCAAAUAUGAUUUCGAACGUUUUUAAAUGUUUCAUGCUUAUUUUGCUUCCUAAGAACCACGAAAGGCUAACUUAUACUAGGACAUUACCCGAAAUUAAAGUUGAGUUGAAAUGCUAGAAUUGAAAUUGUUAAUUUUCGUGGAAAAUGGCAAUUGUUUUCAUAUAAAUUUGAUAGUAGUAGUAAAUUCUUAAACACGUCCGAAUUUAUCAUUAUGACUGAUAAAUUCGCGGCACAUUUUGAAUUUAUCAUAAUAAUAAAUUCGCGGCACCUAACACUAACCCCAACCACUAACCAUUAACUCCUAACCCUAACUUUUUUAACUUUUUAAACUUUUUUGAAAAUCGAACUUUUUAAACUUUUUUUGCCUUUUAAAACUCUUUUAAAAACUAUUUUUUUGAAAACCUUGAAAACUCAUGUUGAUGUAUUAUAUGUUAGAUAUAUUCUCCGAGCUCAUCCCUCAGGAACCAAUUGGUAUCAUUCUCACACGGGAGAACAGAGAGAUAAUGGCAUUUUUGGUGCUUUGAUCGUAAAAGAGAAACGAGAAGUGGUCUGUACGUUGUCCUCGAGAAUGAAAAUUAAUUCUAUCCACGACAAUCAAUAUCAUAUGAUGGCUGUCACAGAACACAUGAAAAUGCAACGUCCCACCGAUGAACAGUGUACAAGUGAUGCGUCCAAACCUGCUACUGACCUUCAAAUCCAAUCAUUUCAAAUAAACGGGAAACAACUAAAUCAAACAAUAGACGAAAAGGGCGAAACUAAUCAGGUAACUAAUUUUACAGAGUUUUUUAACAAUACAGGGUGUAUCAAAAAAAACUGAACAGAUUUAAAAUUGCUCUCAAUUUCGCAAAACAGCUAUUUGUAUCCGGUUUUUUAUAUAUAUAGCCUCUUUGGGUACUUAUAAUGUAGAAUAAUGAGAAAAAUUUCUCGAACUCAAAUUUUGUGAACCAGGGGGGUGUGUCUUUUCCAACAAACUAAAAAUGGCUCGCGCACAAAAUUUAAAAGCUGCAAUCAUAUUUUGAGUUAACAGAUAAAAAAUUUGUCGGGAUUUUAAUUACUGUACAAAAUUUCAGACAAUUUGGUUUAGUUUAAGCCCCUUAACUAUUCACGCAAAGUUACAAUUUUCCCGAAAAAUCAGCUAUUUGCAUGCUUAAUUAAUGCAUUUGCCUAAUUUGCAUAUGUCAGCAAUAUGCAAAUUAGGUAAAGGCAUUAAUUAAGCAUGCGAAAGGCUGACUUUUUAGAACAAAAUGAAUAGUUAAAGGGCUUAAACUAAACCAAAUUGUCUGAAAUUUUGUACAGUAAUUAAAAACCCGAUAAAUUUUCAAUCUAUUAACUCAAAAUAUGAUUACAGCUUUUAUAUUUUGUGCGCGAGCCAUUUUUAGUUUGUUGGGAAGGACACACCCCCCUGGUUUACAAAAUUUGAGUUCGAGAAAUUUUUUUCAUUAUUUUACAUUAUAAGUACCCAAAGAAGCUAUAUAUAUAUAAAAACAGAUACAAAUAGGUGUUUUGCGAAAUUGAGAGCAAUUUCAAAUCUGUUCAGUUUUUUUUUAUACACCCUGUAGUAUAUGCAAACCAAAAAAUAUAUAUUUAAGAGCGAGGUGCAAAUCAGUGAAAUCACUUCUAAAAAGUGUAGAGGCCAUAAAGCCGUACGAUUAUUUUUGUGAUUUUUUCUUCUUUUUUGUGGAGAUAUUUAUUUUUGUAAUUUGUUUUGUAAUUUUCAGUUUUGUGAUUUUUCUGGAGGUGUAUGUGAUUGAAAUCAGUGAUUUAUGCUUCGCUUAAGAGGCCUAUAUGCAUGAACAAAGAACACAUAAAAUGGGUCGUUUUAAACUCAUUGUAUAGUUAAAAUACUCGCACGGUCCGUGCUUCAUUAGGUAUAAAACACUUGACUAGCGCCUCGCGUUUUAUGUCUGAUAAAGCAUUAAUGUUCGUCUUUUAAAUAGUACGUAAAAAUGCCAAUUAAUUUAAUUACACGCCACAUUUACUGGAAUAUAAGCAGGGCCGUUUCUAGCGCGAUAAUUCGGGGGGGGGGGGUGUAUAUUCGUGUUCUGCCCGACGGGUUUCUUUUGAAAGCGAUUAUUUUUACGGUAUGUGAACAUGAAUAUAUGAAUAUACACCCUCCCCAAUUAUUGCGUCUAGGAACGGCCCUGAAUAUAAACAAAACUUACUGAAUUUAAGCCAUCAAAAAUUAAAAAUUUUGAAUGUAUACUCGUAGCCUAUAUUCUCGUUAUAACCUCAACUCGUCACAUAGGCGCCGGUAUACGGAGGGAAAAUUUAGGGGGGGGGGGCAAAAAUUUCCGUGUAAAAUUUCCAAAAUUCUUGUCGACGGGGGAGGGGUUAACAUUUUUCAAAACCAAUUAUAUAUUUCCUUAUUUUUCGACUAUUGUCUUAUUUCUCCCAUGUUUUUGCUUGUUUGUAAUUUACCCAACUUCAUUCCCCUCAAACUCAGGCAUACAUCCGUCAAAAAAGUAAUUGGCCGUUUUUAUACUAGAGACGCAUUAUGCGUCUGGACGCUUAAUGCGUCUUCUACAUUAUUCGUCUAGUAUAAAGACGGGACGAAUAAUACUAGACGAAUAAUGUAGAAGACGGAUUAUGCGUCCAGACGCAUAAUACGUCUCUAGUAUAAAAACGGCCAUUGGCAGCCCUGUGCGUGUGAACUUACAUUGCAAAGCUCAAUCAUUGUUGAUGAAUCUCACAAUAGAAAUUACAAUUUUCAGGAACCAUCCUUCGCUGUAUCUCCUGGAGAGAAUUAUCGUUUUCGAGUCCUUGGAGCCAUGGAAGAAACUGUUAUUCGUGUUUCUAUCGACGAUCAUACAUUGGUUGUGGUUGCUACGGACGGAUAUCUUACAGAACCAUUUGAAGCCGACAUUUUGCAUGUCCAUGCGGGCGAGCGUUACGACUUUAUUCUGAAGGCACGUCACAAAAUUUCUUUGAAAACUGUUUUUCCAAUUAGAAUCGAAUCUGUCGACGUGUAUUGCAAACGCCACAACAUACCUGCACGCGUUGGCUUUGCAUAUCUGAAAUACUCCAAUUCAGGAACAAACAUUAGGGGAAAGGUACCGAAGAGUUCAAAGCAGUGUAUUAAAGAUUGUAAAGCAUUGAAUUGUCCUUUCGCUGCUUAUCCGGUAGAUCAUAAAGAUCUUACAAACGCUCCAUCUUAUAAUUGCAUCGACGUGUACGAUGCUCUUAGUCUUCUCGUUCCAACUCCAGAUUACGAGCUUUCCAAGGAAGAAACGCCAGCGAGCACGAAGUUUUUCAACCAUGCUUUCAAUGACACAAGUCAUAAUGAGUUUACAGCAAGGAUUAAUAACAUUCAUUUUACGUUUCCCAAAACUCCUUUCCCCGUGCGUGGACUGGAAAAUCGUGUAAAAGAUGAAUGUCCUUAUAACACGACUGAGGAAUGUAAAAGAUGCCCACACACAGUCUCUGUGGAUCAAAAAGACCAGUUGAAACCAAUAGAAUUCGUGCUCUCCUCACUUCCGCGAGAAGAGAAAUUUGAGACUGACGUAGUCACAAAGCUCGGAACACAUCCCAUACAUCUGCACGGUCGAUCAUUUUGGGUGAAAGAAAUUGCCUAUCCAAAAUAUUUUGAUAAUGGAAAAAUUCGGGAAGAUAACGAUGAUGUGGAAGUGCCACGUUGUGGUUUUGGGAAGUGGAAGAACGGAAGACCAUCUUCAAUCAAACCAGUGAACAAAACAUCGAUCCGGAAAGACACAAUUAUCGUCCCAGCUGGUGGGUAUGUUGUCAUUGAGUUCGUGGCACAUAAUCCAGGAUCGUGGUUAAUGCACUGUCAUAUUGACCAUCAUCUGGAAGUGGGGAUGGGAAUUGUCAUAAAAGAAUUGCCGAAAUGUGCAAAUCCUCCUCCAUCGCAAUUUAUGAAACUAACUAAGAAAGUUUGCAUCAGCGUUGACGAGUUUCUUGAAAGAGAGAGCAAUUUUACGCUAUGCCCUGACAUUAAAAUAGCAGUUGGCCAAAAAACCCCGAGAGAAUUGCAAAAAGACGAAUUUGAAGAUUUCAACAGCUUUAACGACGACGCUAAUGAUGAAUCUGCAUACCGCAAACUGAAGAAAUCUCUGGAUUACGAAGAAGAACAACAGCACCCAAGAUCCAAUUUACGUGGAUUUCAAAACGGCAAGGCUUUGAACGGAGAAAGCAGAGAAUGGUUUAAGAAAAAAUGAACAAAAGCUCUCGCAAUUUGAAAGUUGAGUUCUUUUAAAUGAAAUUGCUUAUAGAUAGUGCUUGCAAUAACAGUAUCAGCUGUGAACUGCUAAGAUUUAGAUGCCCAAAGGACUCAACUGAAAACUCAUUAAAUUGUUACAAUAUUUUGACUAUUUUAGCCUAGAACUUUUAUCUUAAAUUUACUGCACGUUUAUAUACCAGUAACGUAGAUUCCUGCACUUUUUGUAGUAAG
Paramuricea clavata is the source of this 8148-nucleotide messenger RNA. The record is from the annotation of a GenBank genome assembly. NCBI's taxonomy places the organism in Eukaryota, Metazoa, Cnidaria, Anthozoa, Malacalcyonacea, Plexauridae.